AGCUUUUUGAGCCCAUCUCGACGCUGACUGAAAAUGGCAGAGAACCCAAAAGCUACCGAGCAAUCUCCUUCGGGAGAUGGAGAGCAUCAAAGCAAAUCGACACAGGAUUCCUCCGUCGAUGUUUCCGCCUCACAACGCCCUCUACUGGCCGGAAGGAACGAGGAAAUGACUUCAAUACCGAAAGAAUCAGAAGAGGUAAUCAAAAAAAUGCUGGCAGUUCUCGAAACGCUUAAUAAAAUUGGUGGGAGGUGGGGCAACCAAGUCGAAGCCUUGGUCGACUUGUUAUCCACGUCUGUAAAAAACGCAAUUCGUUUGGGGGCGAUCCAUGAACAAGACAGGGAAACCCAAGGGAGGCAACUCGGAGCCUUGGUCGACUUGGUAAAGAUCCAUGAACAAGACAGGGAAAUCCAAGGGAGGCAACUCGGAGCCUUGGUCAACUUGGUAAAGAUCCAUGAACAAGACAGGAAAACCCAAUGGAAGCUUAUUGACACUGUGGAAUCAUUGAGUGUAACUCCUGCUGUCGUACAAAGUAUUAUUCAUAACACGGUUGUUGGAGAGAAGAAAGUUACGGCUCUAGUGAGUGAUCGAGAUAUUCGUCGGGAAGAAGACUUUGAGGCGAUGAGGCAGGUGGUAGUACCAAGAGACGAGCCACGUCGACCAAGGCCUCCCCAGCGUGAACCAGAGCUGCAAGACCGACGUGAACGAGAAGAAGAAAGUCCAAGCCCAAGAGCUUUUCUGGAGGAAGGCAGCACUGAACUGGCGGGAAUGAGUACCAGACCAGUGCCGGAAGGCAGCGACAACAUCGACCUUGAGGCGGCAAAGUUCUUAACGGCUCUCCCGAACCCAUGGGAAGGCAAUCCGCCAGCAAGGGACCGGCUUGCAAUAUUCAAUAUACCCAAAGAGCUUUCAGGGGAUGAGAAGGUAUGGGGCCGGAACGUCCUGGAUGGGUUCCCUAAGAGCGCUUCUUUCAUUGUCUUGGACAAGGACCGAGGCUCGGCUCUCUUCAAACGCUUUGACGAGGCAUCAAUGAGAAACAUUUUGUACCUGCAAAGCCGAGUUGCAUGCCUCACAGCCAAACAGGCCGAGUUUGACGAAGAAGAUUUUGCGAGCGAGAGGCCGGAUAGAGAAAAACAACUCGAAGAGCUGCGUUUCAGAAUUCAACAGAAGAUAUUGGAACCAGAAUCACCAGAGAGCCAACGCCUAAUACGCCCCGACCCACGACCUACACGGGACGAAUUACUUAGAAGCGCCCUCGACUUGGCAGCACAAAUUGAUAAGGAACCAAAAUUCUUGCCUAAGAACGCAGACAAAGAAAAGUGGAAUCGGUCCGGGAAGGAACCAGAAUUCUUGUUUGGGAUCAGGGAGAGGGAAACCAAAUGGCAUCCGAGGUCUGGGAGCAAGCAAAGUCUCCCUGAAGACCCAGAAGAGAGUAACAGGGGUACACUUUUCGAACGUCUCGCUUGUCUUGAGGGAUGUAUCCAGGCAGAAAGGACUCUCUUAGAGCAUCUCGUGGAAGUCAAUGGACCGAUUCCACGAUCCUCCGGGAAAGGCCAAGAGCCACAAGAGGGAAGCAAGGUUCAAACUUAUCCCCGUUUGCCAAGACGGGGACCAAGUUUGGCUCGGAAGAGAUUGGGUUAUCUGCUGUGGUAUAUUGCACAAGAUUUGGGGGUCUCACCCACCUACCUACUUAUCUAUCUUAUAAACGCCUCUGUGGACAAUUUAGCCGACUUCUCGCCAAUACCAAUUGAUGAACUGACGAUGGAAGCACUUUUCGCUCUGUUUCCUCCUCCAGUAUUAUGGCUGAACAUAGAAACUACAAUCACGAAUCUUGAAGUCAUGCUCCAGCAAUAUUUAAUACCUUACCUGGAAAACAGAGUGGUUCCCGAAGCGGUAUACUAUGCAGCAAAAUCAUGGGAAGAGUUUGAGAUGUUUAGUAGCGCAGAAAAAAUGAAGCAAAGGCGGCUCCAAUGGGAAACAGCCAACCCGGACACACCCUGGCCUAUGUUGAACCUGUCUGACCAAUGGAUUCAGAAGAUGCAAGACAGGUGGUACCUGGCUGUAGAUGUCAAAGAGGCAUUAAAAGAAUAUCAUGAAGCGCUUGUACUUCAGAAGCAACUUCUCGAGAUUCCACGACCGGCAGAUCGUACUAAAGACGUCUUAUCCGACUGGUACAGCUUUUCUUACAGCGACAAACCCCAAUUUCUAGGCAAUAGUCAAGUAAAUCUCUACAGUGACGAUGUUGUGACGCUGAAACCUCCUGCCGAAGAAGACCGGGUCUCAAACUUCAUCAGUUCGAAACUUCAGUUUUGGUUCCUGGAUAAGAACAUCUCUACUCGUAAAGUCCAGUACACCAAAGAAAGCAAGAUUGGAUCAUGGGUCACUGGUAUUAACAUGGUGGUUGCGUUCGCUUCUCUCGUUGUUGCUGUGUGGGUUCUAUCGGUAGUCAACACGUAUAAGACUGAGACAGAAGUCAAGGUCGAUAAGAGAGAAUUGGCUACACUGACCGGUUUCAUCGUUGGAUUCUCCCUAUGGGUUGGUUUCAUGACAUCCCUGUCGAGAAAGGAGGUUUUUGGCGCUGUUGCAGUGUAUGCUGCGGUCCUGGUAGUCUUCAUUGGCUCGGGAUAAAAUUCUUGAAUCGUUGGCCUUUUGUCGGAGUCUGACGAGGAAGGAUCGAAAGGAAGCACAGUGGUUGGCUCUGUUACGUGUACAGUGAAGCUUCUCAGUCACGACCGCUAAGCCCUGAACAAGUGAUAUCAACCUACUAGUGCAAGGCGGCAAAAGGGUCUCAAUCAGAGAAUAUGGUUACUUUGAAGAAAGAUUUCCAAUAAAUAAAUAUACAUUGGUUUUGACAG
Hyaloscypha bicolor E is the source of this 2852-nucleotide messenger RNA. RefSeq lists its product as uncharacterized. The record is from RefSeq and is a predicted model, not a curated record. The transcript is spliced from 4 exons. NCBI's taxonomy places the organism in Eukaryota, Fungi, Ascomycota, Leotiomycetes, Helotiales, Hyaloscyphaceae. Bases 34 to 2625 code for a protein of 863 amino acids.